Messenger RNA from Leptopilina boulardi, 5379 nucleotides. RefSeq lists its product as uncharacterized. NCBI's taxonomy places the organism in Eukaryota, Metazoa, Arthropoda, Insecta, Hymenoptera, Figitidae. The transcript is spliced from 3 exons. Bases 1 to 5379 code for a protein of 1792 amino acids. Gene Ontology annotation, molecular function: aspartic-type endopeptidase activity; nucleic acid binding. Gene Ontology annotation, biological process: proteolysis; DNA integration. The record is from RefSeq and is a predicted model, not a curated record.
AUGAGUACAAAAUCAACUGAUUCGACACCGCAUUCAUCGACGGAAAAUCUCACCACAAAUCCAGAAGGCUCUGUUAAAUCGGACAAGGAUGUGAAGGAAGUGACUCACACCUUGCAAAAACUCACUGUAAAAGACGAAAAGUCACCAUCACACAUUGUUGUUGAUCAACAACAAUUAAUGGAAAACUCACAAUCAACAUCAGGACAAUCUCACGUUUUGACAUCUCAUCAGGAAGUUAUCAAGGAAAUCACCCAUGGAAAAAGAUCAAAAAGCUUAAUUCAUCAACCCAAGCCAAAUCAGGACAGCCUCAAGGCACGACUCACAUUCAAGGUAAUUACUCAAAUGAGUCGACUCAACAUCAUGACCGAAUCACUAGAGCAAAUCAAACACCAAAGUCACCGAUACACAAUCAAUGAAGCCAAUUCAAUGCUCUCAGUCUUUACUGAUUUAUGGUCAGAAUUUUCUCAAACUCACGUAGAAAUUGGAGAAACGUGUAAUGACGAUUUUUUCAAUGAACCAUACAUGAAUGAGGAUUGUUUUGAACAAGGACUCAAGACUUUGAUGGAAGCCAAGGCUCUACUCAACUCUAUAAUUGCGCAUCUCACUCAACCAACUGCUCAACCUACUCAAACAGCGGAACCGUCACUUUCCUCAAGAAGACAACUUCCAGAAAUCUCAUUGCCUAAGUUUUCAGGAGAUUACUCAACUUGGACAUCAUUUCGGGAUUUGUUUCUCUCAUUAGUAGGACAGAACUCAGAAAUCACAUCUGUUGAAAAAAUGCAUUACCUUCGUUCAUCACUCACCGGGGAAGCUGCUCAGCUGAUUGCAAAUCUACCUCUCUCAAGUGACGCAUUUAACUCCGGUUGGGAAUUGCUCACCUCUCGGUAUGAGAACAAACGAUUACUCAUCGCUUCUCAGAUGGACAAACUUUUUAACUCCAAAAUCAUCUCAUCAAAAUCAGCUAGCGACCUCAAUUCCCUGAUCACGACUACAACAGAGUCACUCAAUGCUCUCAUCUCGCUAGGAGCACCAGUCGAUCAAUGGGAUCUGGUUUUGGUUCAUUUUAUCACCCGCCGGUUGGACACUCAAACCAGGGAAGCCUGGGAGGUUAAACAAGGCUCAAGGACAACUCACCCCACUUAUCAGCAACUUAAGGAAUUUCUAACUGGACGUGCCCGUGCGUUGGAAAAUAUGCAGCUUAACUCAUCUCAAUAUUCACAGACAGUAAAAAAAUUGAGUAGCAACUCAUCAACAACUCAAAAAUCUGCACAAGCUCUCACUGUUUCUCACCAAGACUAUGGAUUUGCCUGUUCAUGUUGUCAACAAUCUCAUUUCAUCGUAGUGUGUGAAAAAUUCCGGAAAUUAACUCAACAGGAAAGACGAGAAUUCGUUAAAACUCAACGACUUUGUUAUAAUUGUUUGGGGAAACACUCAGCUCAUGCUUGCCAAAGUGACAAACGAUGUAGGGAAUGCAAUGGAAAACACCACACCAUGAUUCACAUAACAGACUCUAAGGCGAGCACAAAACAAGCUCAAGGUAACACUCAUUUUAAUAUAAGACCUAUUGUGCUUCUCGCUACUUCUCAAGCUUUGCUGCUACUCAAUUUCGGAAUCUCUCAUCCAGUAAGAAUCUUAUUGGAUUCAGGAUCUGAGUUAUCCUUCAUUUCGGAACAACUUGUUGCUAAACUCAAUCUUCCACGGCAAUACUCAAAUAUUCCAAUUGUUGGGAUUGGAGGAACAGCAUCCGGAACCACUCGAGGAAUGGUUUCAAUCAAGCUCCAAUCUACUCACUCUGAUCAAAUUCUAUUGCUUAACGCCUACAUCCUUUCAAAAUUAUCCUCAACUCUUCCUUCAAUCUCGCUUAAUGCUCAAUCCAUUCCUGAAUUUAAAAAUUUACAAUUAGCUGAUCCUCACUAUUUUCACAGCUCAAGAAUAGACAUCAUUAUUGGAGCUGAUCAUUAUGGGCAACUAUUAGAACCAGGUCUCAUCCACGGCGUAGACUCAUCACUCACUGCUCAAAAAACCUUCUUUGGCUGGGUCAUCCUUGGUCCUGUGAAGGCUACCUCAACUAAGCCCAGUCACUCAUAUCAUCUAUCAGUGAAUCAACAACUCAACGACCUCUCAGAUCUCUUGUCUAAGUUCUGGGAACAGGAGGAGGUUCCAUUCAAGGUCAAGGACUCACUCACACCACAGGAACAAGAUCAACUCGGCGACUCACUCGUCACUGCUCAACGAUGUCUAAGGUCAACGCUCAAACGAAUCUCGAAAAAUCAAGUUUAUGGGGAUCUUUAUCAUGCCUUUCUCACGGAAUACGAAAAGGAUACUCAUAUGAUUCGUGCUUCAUUAUCGGAUCAAUCAUCACCAGUCUAUUAUUUACCUCAUCACGGCGUACUCAGGGAACAAAGUACAUCCACAAAAUUGAGGGUUGUAUUUAACGGAUCAAGUUCAUCAAGCUCAGGGUACUCGCUCAACGACAUUCUUCACACAGGGGCGAAACUUCAAAGGGACAUCUCAGAUGUGCUGCUCUGGACAAGAAAGUUCCGAUACAUUUUCUCAACGGACAUCACAAAAAUGUUUCGUCAGGUCAAAGUUCAUCACCUUGACUGGAAUUUACAACGCAUCCUAUGGAUAGAUGACAAUAACCAGGAGGUACCUUAUCAACUCACGACUGUCAGUUAUGGAACAAAAUCAGCACCUUUUUUGGCAGUUCGUGUAAUUCUUCAACUUAUUCAAGAUGAAGGGGACAAAUACCCUCUUGCGGUACCAGUACUCAUCAACGGUCGAUAUGUAGACGAUAUUUACGGCGGAGCUGAUCAACUCAAGGAUCUCAUCCCUAUUGCUCAACAAACCAAGGACCUUCUCAAUCGUGGUGGCUUUCCAUUGGCCAAAUGGCAAAGCAACCAUCCGGAUUUAGUCAACACUAUCUCACCUGGACAAACCUCAUCACAAACUCAUUUGUUCGAGAACAACAUCACGAAAAUACUUGGUCUUUCAUGGUGCACUCAAAGUGACUGCUUUAAAUUCAUCUUCCAGUUACCAAGUCAAUCAUCGGAACCAAUCACCAAGCGGAUCAUACUUUCGGAAGUGGCUCAAGUAUUCGAUCCACUUGGAUUUUUAUCACCUUUCAUCAUCCGAGCCAAGAUGUUAUUACAGGAACUCUGGCUCGCAAAACUCGGCUGGGAUGACUCAAUUCCCGACGAAAUUACCAAAAAAUGGUUUAAAUUCAAAGGUGAACUUGCUCAACUCUCAUCAAUCUCAAUUCCACGGUGGCUAAAUCUCACAACAUCAUCAAUAGUUGAACUUCAUGGAUUUUCGGACGCAUCUCAAUUAGCAAUGUCAGCAGUCAUUUUCAUCAAAACAACAAACCCGGGUCUUGAACCAACAAUCAAUCUCAUCUGCGCAAAAACUAAAGUUGCAUCACUCAAAAGGAUCACCAUACCAAGGUUGGAACUCACGGCAGCGCAAUUAUUAACUCGACUCAUGGUAUACACUCAAAAGACGUUGGAUUUCUCUCAAGUACCAGUAUUCAUGUGGACAGACUCACAGGUGACAUUAAAUUGGAUCCAAAGUCACCCAUCUCGAUGGAAGGAUUAUGUGCGCAAUAGAGUUUCGUUCAUUCAAGAACAAUUACCUCAUGCUCAAUGGCGGUUCAUAAAAGGAAAGGAGAAUCCAGCAGAUUGCGCAUCUCGGGGAUUGGCAAUCUCACAACUCAAGGAACAUGCUCUCUGGUGGAACGGUCCACCAUGGUUAAAGAACUCAUCCGAUCAAUGGACAUCCCCAACGGUCAAACAAAGCAACUCAGCUCAAGUUGAAGAGCGGCCAGGACUCUCACUCAUGGUAGCAGCUAAUCCUCAAUCUCAACUCUGGGAUCUAAUAGGACGGUACUCAUCACUCAACAAGCUGCUGAGAAUCACAUCAAUUUGUUCAAGGGUCAUCAAAACACUCAAGCAAACUCCACAAUCAUCCCUGGUUUAUCCACUCACUCCUGGCGAUCUCAAUUCAUCACUUCUUUACUGGGUUCGAGCUAUUCAAGGAGCAUAUUUUUCAACGGAAUUAAACACACUCACUCUUGGCCAAAAAUUAGCAAAAUCUCACCCUCUCACCCGUUUAACUGCAUACAUUGACAACCACGGAAUCCUCAGGGUAGGAGGACGACUUAAACGUUCAAACUUAGAUGUAGAUUAUGUGAAUUCAAUGAUUCUACCAAAGGAUUCAACACUUACUCAACUUAUUAUUUUGGAAGCUCACAAACGGACCUUACAUGGCGGCACACAACUCACGUUAUCUCAUACAAGAAAAAGAUUUUGGAUCAUAGGCGGACGUCACUCAAUAAAAUCCCUUGUGCUCAAAUGUGUAACAUGUGCUCGACAACGAGGACAACGAGCUCAACAACUCAUGGGACAAUUACCAUUGUCAAGAAUUACUCCAACAAGGGCCUUUCUCAACACCGGAGUCGAUUAUGCAGGACCUGUCUCAAUCAAGGCUUGGAAAGGUCGAGGAGCAACUUCUCAGAAAGGUUGGAUUUGUAUAUUCGUGUGCUUUUCAACGUCCGCUAUUCAUUUAGAAGCAGUAACAGACAACUCAACGGAAAAAUUCAUCGCAGCAUUUAAACGGUUCACUGGAAGGCGUGGCAUCUGCAAAACACUCUAUAGUGAUUGUGGAAAAAAUUUCAAAGGCGCAGAUGCUGAACUCAAACGGAUGUUUCAAUCUGGAACUAAACAAUUCCAAAAGUUAUCUCAUCUCUUUGCCAAUGACGGAACCACUUGGAUUUUCAACCCUCCGGCAUCACCUCAUAUGGGAGGCAAGUGGGAAGCAGGCGUUAAAUCGGUAAAAUAUCAUCUUCGAAGGACAAUUGGCGAAACAACACUAAGCUUUGAAGAAUUUACGACUUUUCUUGUGCAAAUUGAAGCGAUACUCAACUCUCGUCCAAUGGAACCACUUUCAGAUGACCCUGAUGAUUUCUCCGUUCUCACACCAGGCCACUUUCUCAUUGGAGAACCACUCUUCACGAUCCCAGAACCAUCACUCAUCGAUUUGACUCUCUCACCAACUCAACGGUCAAAACUCAUUACACAAAAGUUACAAUUCUUUUGGUCAAAGUGGUCAUCAAUGUAUCUACAACGACAACAGUCCAUCUCAAAAUGGCAUUAUCCUUCGAAUGAUAUCAAGGUUGGUUCACUGGUACUUCUCACUGACGAGAGAUUCCCACCUGCAAAAUGGCCACUUGCUCGUGUACUCAAACUUCACCCAGGAAAAGAUGGACUCACCAGGGUUGUUACAAUCAAAACAGCCACCUCAAGAUAUCAACGGCCAAUUCACAAAUUAGCAAUUCUUCCCAUUCCUACGGAAGACUCAUCAUUGGAAGAAGAAUCACCAUAG